Molecule: messenger RNA, 3153 nt
Organism: Gadus macrocephalus (Pacific cod)
Lineage: Eukaryota; Metazoa; Chordata; Actinopteri; Gadiformes; Gadidae
Gene: actr1b
Product: actin related protein 1B
Exons: 11
Coding region: 162-1292 (376 amino acids)
Source: RefSeq, a predicted model, not a curated record
GCUGGCCUGGGUUGUUGUGGUAGGCGGUUCCACACAGCAAAGGAGCGGCGACCAGACAUCCGAGUCUACAGUACUGGGACGUUUUUAAUGAUUAUAACGCCGAACUGGAAAGGAAAUAAAACGCAUUUUUAUAGAAAAACAUCUUAAAUAACUAUUCCGCUAUGGAGUCCUAUGACAUUUUAGCUAACCAGCCCGUUGUGAUUGAUAAUGGUUCUGGGGUUAUUAAGGCUGGGUUUGCAGGUGACCAGAUCCCAAAGUACUGCUUCCCAAACUAUGUGGGACGACCCAAGCAUGUGCGCGUGAUGGCAGGAGCCCUGGAGGGAGAUCUGUUCAUCGGACCCAAGGCAGAAGAACACAGAGGGCUGCUGUCCGUGCGCUACCCCAUGGAGCACGGCAUCGUGAACGACUGGAACGACAUGGAGCGCAUCUGGCAGUAUGUCUACUCCAAGGAGCAGCUGCAGACCUUCUCUGAGGAGCACCCUGUACUACUGACAGAGGCUCCACUGAAUCCCAGUAAAAACCGAGAGAAGGCCGCCGAGGUGUUCUUUGAGACCUUCAACGUUCCUGCCCUCUUCAUCUCCAUGCAAGCAGUGCUAAGCCUGUACGCCACGGGCCGGACCACUGGCGUGGUCCUGGAUGCCGGGGACGGCGUGACCCACGUGGUGCCCAUCUACGAGGGCUUUGCCAUCCCCCACUCCAUCAUGCGGGUGGACGUGGCCGGGCGCGACGUCUCACGCUACCUCCGCCUGCUGCUCCGCAAGGAGGGCUACAACUUCAACACCUCGGCCGAGUUUGAGGUGGUCCGCACCAUCAAAGAGAGAGCCUGUUACCUGUCACUGAACCCCCAGAAGGACGAGACGUUGGAGACAGAGAAGGCCCAGUACAUUCUACCCGAUGGGAGCUCAUUAAACAUCGGACCGGCCCGGUUCAGAGCUCCCGAGCUGCUGUUCAGACCCGACCUGAUCGGAGACGAGAGUCCCGGUAUACAUGAGGUGCUGGCCUACUCCAUCCAGAAGUCGGACAUGGACCUGCGCCGCACGCUCUACUCCACCAUCGUGCUGUGCGGAGGAACCACCCUGAUCAAAGGCUUUGGAGAAAGGCUACUAACGGAAGUGAAGAAGCUGGCGCCUAAAGAUGUAAAGAUCAAGAUCUCCGCUCCUCAAGAACGACUCUACUCCACAUGGAUCGGAGGCUCCAUCCUAGCGUCGCUGGACACCUUCAAGAAGAUGUGGGUGUCGAAGAGGGAGUACGAGGAGGACCGGGCGCGCGCCAUCCACAGGAAGACCUUUUAAAGAGGGGCCCCCCGCCACCCACCCACCCAACCAUCACCCCCCCGACACUCAACCCACCCCCUCUCAAGAACAACACUCCCAAGUCAUUCAGAGGGGGACACCCCCCCCCCUCCCCUCACCACGUGACCCGUGAUCAUCUGAUGGGAGACCCUCUGCUUCUACUUCCUCCUCCUUCUCCUCCUCCUCCCUGCCCCCCAGCUCCUCCUCUUCCUCCUCCUCCUCCUCCUCCUCCUCCACCACCUCCUCCACCUCCUCCGCUGCUCCUCCUUCUUGCUAUUUUCUCCAAACAAAGCGCCGUGCUCGUGCCUCCAGGGUUGGGCAGAGGUUUUGUAUUGCGCAUGGGUUUAUUAGGCCGGACGUCAGCUCCUCCCCCCCCCUCCCCUGUGGUUUGACGUCCUGCUCUGUAAGGUGGAGCUGGAGGUGGAGGGGUUUAGCGUACGGUCCAACAUUCGCAUGCAGGGCGAGGGCUGCCCCGGGCAGGGGGAGAGGCGUUCAGUACGGUUAGCCACCUGCUUCUUUGUUUAAUGAUGGGUAGGGGAAACAACGACAGACUCAUUCUGUAGUCCCAACCUGAAGCAUGGGACGGGGUGACUCCUCUUCCCUUUGCCCGCGCCAGCCCUCUCGACGAGGACAUUAUCAACGGAAAUAUCAUCGAAUAUUAAUAAGAAGUCAAUGUUUUUGCUACUGUAAAAAAAAAAAAAAAAAGGAGAAAAAGUUCCAUUCCAUACCGAAGAGAUUGAUUUGAUUUCUUUUGUUUUUUUUUCUUUUUAAUAUGUUGAUUUCAAGAAAAACCGGACGGUGUCUAUUUCAUAGUUUAUUACUUUGUAUUAUUAUUAUUAUUAUUAUUAGUUUGUUUGCAUUUUAGCUUGGAAGGAUCAGAGGUAAUGAGUGGAAUAGGUAAAGCUAGAUGGCUGGAAAGCUUGGUAAAAUACUGUGUUGUUGUACUUGUGGCCUAUACACGCCAACUACGCACAGCUACAAAUCCUUGUGUAGUUGUCUAGUGAAAGAACUUCCAUUACAUGUAUUCAUCCCUCGUUCGCGCGCACAUUAGGGGGAAAAAGGUUUUUAAUUGAACUCGCCGGUGUCCUAAUCCUUUGUAGAUCUGACCAUGUGUCUCCCACAUAAUUUGGUAGCGCAAGCUUAAAAAUGUAAGAAAUGCCUUUUUUUUAUUAUUUUUUUGUUUCGGACUGGAUCUCUACUUGAAAAGAACAGUCUGAGCUCUGUGCUCAAGCUCGUGGGUCGAAUCAAGAGCUGACACUCAAAGAUCACCCCUCCGUUCUGUCUAUUAACAAGUUGUUUUCUGCACAGCCGCAUGUGAGUUAUUGUACACCGAUAUAACCCCCACCGCCAGCCAUCAGCCACCCCCAUGUGUCUAAAUAUCGCUUCUACUUUGUUAAUUUAUACGUUCUCUGGAAUCUGAAGGACAAAACGUAUCGGGCCAUUUAAAAGAAGUAAAGUAUAGAAGUAUAGAAUAGCCCCCUGACCCUUGCCCCCCCCCCACGUCCUGAACCACAACAGCACAUCAGAAGACGUCUCGUAGUUAUAAGUGUUAUCCCAGCCCCUCUCAUAUCUCCCUCCAACAACGGUGGGUCACUUCCCUCAUCAUCGCCAUGCAUCUGGGAGGCAGUGAGGCAGUGGACAUCCGGUCCAAACCGGUGUCUUAACGGUUCAGCUUCUGGAUGCUCCGCUCCUCCAAAGGUUUCUUAAUGCCUUGGCGCACGGUGGAGCGAUCGUCUGAAACAGCCACCACCACUACAAUGACAGCGACAACAAAACAGACUUCAAGUGUACAAUACUGUUAUUCAAGUGUUGCUUUUACUUUUUCGUAAAUUCAGUAUAAUAAAUAAGUUAAUGGCUGCUG